Molecule: messenger RNA, 384 nt
Organism: Symbiodinium necroappetens
Lineage: Eukaryota; Dinophyceae; Suessiales; Symbiodiniaceae
Source: the annotation of a GenBank genome assembly
AUGCAGGAAGUGACUUUGCUGGAUGACAUGGCCGGCUCCUUCGAAGUAAGCAUGGAUGUUUGCAGUGGCCAGCGACACGUCAAUGGAGUCGAGUUCUUUCUGUAUCGGGGCACUUUGAAGAUCAGUGCCACCCCGACACGCACAGAGGCUACACUGCCAGAGCCAGGAGCUUGGAAGUUCUGUCGGUUGACCGUCCGGGCGGACCAUGCUGAACUUGUGCACAUCCUCGAGACCAAUCUGUGCCGCAAAAUGGAGCUCAACGUGGAGUGCAUCUACUUCUUCUCAGAAGCGGACGGUGCUCGCCUUGCAUUUAUGGUUGGCAAGGGCCUGAAGGACAAGUUCUUCGGCAGAACUGACUUAUGCAACUUUCAGCAAGCUCGUUGA